Molecule: messenger RNA, 1689 nt
Organism: Paramecium pentaurelia
Lineage: Eukaryota; Ciliophora; Oligohymenophorea; Peniculida; Parameciidae
Source: the annotation of a GenBank genome assembly
AUGAAGCAAAAUAAGGUUAAUAAAAUAGAUUUUGAACUGUUGUAGAAAAUUUAAAUAAAUGAAUCAAAUGUUAAUUUAUCAUGGGUGUUAAAAUUUCCGAAUUGUCAUGAAUUACAAUCCUUUAUUUUUUAGAUGCCAUUCAUUGAUCUUCAAAUUUAAUAAUCGAAGUACGAUAUAUAGGGGUCAUGUCAUAUUAUUACAAAUAAUCAAAUAUAAUUCCCUUUAUUACAAAUUGCAGAAGGAAUACUUAUAUAUUAGAAACACAAAUGUCUAUUUUUAAGUGAUUGUAUUAUAGAAAAAUAAAAAUUUGUUUGUCAUUAAAGCUAACUAUUUUUGAUUAAAAUCUCUCAUAAUCAAGGUCGCCUCAUACUUAUAUUUGUUCAUCCUGUAUCAUAGAGGGAAUGGUUUAAGAUACUAAAACUAUAGGGAAAAUAAAAUAACUUUCUUUAAAAAUAUCGAAUCAAUGAAGUCAUAAUGUCAAAUAUUUUUUCAGUUCUCUUAAAAAGAAAAAAUAAAAAAUAUGUAGCAUAAAUAUAUUAAAAAAAUGAUAUUAAAUCAUAAGAAUAGAAUGAGAUCAUUAAUAAUUAUAUUAAAAUUCUCAAAAGUGGAAAAAUUAUAAACUAUUACCCAGUAUUAAGUAUUUUUGAAGAUACUGAAACAAUUUCGAUUAUUACUUAUUAAUUUAUAGGUAAAACUUUUGAAUCUUUGUUAUUAAGUGAUUAAACAUCUAUUACACAAAUGAACUUAGCCUUCAUUAUUUGCUCUGUUCUGUAAUGUUUAAAAUGUCUUUAAGAUGAAGAAUUAUUUCAUGGUUACGUUUGUCUAGAAAAUAUCAUUAUGGCUAAUAUGUUAGGAUCACUGUAAAUUUACUUAAUUAACUCAAACUAUAAGGUAAUUAAUCAAACUAUUUUAUAGCCUUACAACAUAAAUAAUUUGAACUUUUAUUUGGAUUCUAUUCCAAACUAUUUGAUUGCUCCUGAAAUUCUUUCUUAAUAAGAUUAACCCUCUGUCAAAUCAGAUAUCUAUUAAUUAGGAAUGAUAUUUCUAAUAGUAAGCUUUUUUGCUAAGGGUUAAAGUUAUAACAGAUAAUAUAUAUCAAAGAUAUCCUAAAGUAGAAUAGAACUUAUCAAAUAGCAAGAAAUUAAUUUUUAAUAAUAUAAAAAUUCUGAUUUCCCUUAUCUUUUCAGUGCUUGCUAAUUAGACUUAAUUAAGAAAAUGACUGAGAAUGAUCCUAAUAAAAGGAUUUCUGUGAAUGAUGCGCUUAAACAUGCUUGGUUUAUUAAUACGAAAGAUAAACUAAAGUCAUAAAAGCAAUAAUCUAUAAAUCGUAAUCUACCUAGUUUAAAGACAAUUAUAGAAAUGGUUGAAUAAAGUGAAUAUGAUAUAAGAAGAAAAUCAUUAAAACUCAGUAUUAUUUAAUAAGGCAAAAAUAAAUUAGAAUGUGCCACAUCUUUAAAAUAAUUUGAUUUUAAUGCAUUCCAAUAAUAAUAAGAUGCAAAUUAUUUAGUGAAAUCUUUGGAAAGCCAAAAUGAAAUUAUAGAUGAGGACCACGAAAUAAGUAAUUUAAUAUUCAAACUUAAUGAUAAACAAUUUAGAAUGAUGCCUUCCUCAUUAAGCCACUUCAUCUAAGAUAAAAAUUAAUACAGACUAACUUAACCUAAUAAUCAUUUAACGCAAUUUUAAGACUGA